AUGGCGGCGGGAACGCUUCUGGUGCGGUUCCCGGCCGCUCACAGCAGCCCCUUGGUGCCGACCAUCAGCGUCACACCACAUUCUCCGAGUGGCAAACAGUAUCCGGUAUUAGAAGAGGCGCUUAUAGACUUGCAGACAAUAAAUGCGGCCGUCAAACAGAUGAAAAUCUCACAAAAUCAAACUGUUUUACAAAGUCCUCCUAGUUUGGAAUUGUCAGCUCGCUUGAGCGCCUCUUGCCCUUCAUUACCGGAUUUAGUUAAUUGUACUGGUGCAACUUGCACUGGUAGCGCAGGCGCUGGUUUCUGGGGAAGCACUUCUACCUUGGGCACUGGCGGACCACCUGGACAAGAACGACGCUCAUCAUGGACUGCUCUAGAAGACCUUAGGGUCGAUAAAGCCAAAACACAUCGCAGCAUAAGUUUAAGUAGUUUGGACUCUGAGCCUGAUUCUUCUAUGACUGAUACACAAACGGGACCUGCAUCAAAUGUAAGAGCAAUUGCGCAUCAUAGAAGUCGAGAUCCACGUUCCGCUGGCGGUAUUUCAACACAUUCUUUGAACGAGGCUGAUCUACAGAGUGAUUUUAAUAAAAUAAUAGUAUUACGAGAAGCGCAAUCAAGGCUAGCUCCAGUACGUCUACCUUUACAAAAAUCAGUUUCUACACCCAGCAUUGCACCUUGGACUGAAAAUAAUGUUGAAACGCAAAUGCUUCCAGUUUCCUCAGGAACAAUGUCAACGGGGCGUACUGGUACGGAAAGUGAAACUGAAGAAGAUUCAGUACAAGAUAGUAGGAGGCAUACACAACCUGCGGCUGCUGACCUGCACCGAUUGCUUGCACAAUCGUAUGACCAGCAUUCGGAGAAACGCCGCAAACGUGGUAGUUUAUUCUUUAGGAAGAAAAAAGACAAGGAUAAAGAAAAAGAGCAACGUGUAUUGGAACGUGUACAUCAUGUUUGGGGUUCUACUAUCACUCAAGGUUGUUGUGAUUGGUGCUCGAAGCAACUUGGCACCAAGCCGCAAGUCACGUGUGAAAAUUGCGGAAUAACUGUGCAUUACAGUUCAUGCAAGGAUCAUCUUUCCGAUUGCAAAGGCAAAAUGUCUAAGCUUUCUCUCAAAUCUUCCACAAUCGGCGCAUCUAUUCAAGCUCGCAGACAAAGCUCGGGAAAGCGCGGAUCUUUCACGCAAGCUCCACCAAAUAGCGGGCAUGAUGGGGUCGAUAUCACUUCACACGCUAGCCAUGAUGGAGUAAAUUUUUCGGAUGAUGCGCCACUUGUGCGAUUUGAAUUUUUGGAAGAAGCUCCAAUAGGUGCUCGAGAACUUUGUUCUGACCCUUUGCUGGCCCUAUGCGCUGAUGAACCCGAUUCUUGGACUCCUACUACAGCCCGCGAAUUGUUGAAACAAUUGAAAGAUAAACAAAUAAAACGUCAAGAACACAUAUAUGAAUUUAUACUUACCGAAAAGCAUCAUUGUUUGACGUUAACAGUAAUGCAAAAGGUCUUUGUUGAAGGUCUUCAAAAGCAUUUUCAGCUAGGGGCAAAUCUAGAUCGAAUGUUUCCGAGGUUACAGGAUCUAACUGAUUUGCAUCUAGGUUUUAUGCGUAGAUUACGCACUAAACAACAGGAAGGACCUGUCGUAGAUUCAUUGGCUGACAUUUUAUUAGAUAUGUUUUCUGGACUACAAGCCCAAAGACUAAAGGACGCUUACGGUGAAUUCUGUUCCCGACAUAGAGAUGCUUUAGAAACGUAUAAGUAUUAUAUGUCCGCUGAUCCAAGAUUUGUGGAAUUCAUAAGGCAUUGUCAAAUAACACCGCAAUUGAAAAAGAAAGGUGUUCCUGAGUGCAUACUUUUUGUCACUCAACGAUUAACCAAAUAUCCAUUGCUAAUUGAACCUUUAAUUAAAAGUUCAAGAGAUAAUCCGCAAGAACAGGAAAAACUAAGAAAUGCUUUGGCUCUUGUAAAGGAAAUCUUAACGGAAGUGGACGCUCGGGUAGCUUUAAAGGAAAAAGAAGAUCGUAAGUUAGAAAUUUACAAUAGGAUAGAUGCGAAAUCGUACACUGUCCAUCGUGGCAUCAAAUUUAAGAAGAGUGAUAUUCUUGCGGCAAAUCGACUUUUGCGUUUCGAAGGUCUCGCCAUGCUUAUGCAAGGACGAGGCAAAAUGCAACUAGUAAUGGUGAUAGUACUCAGUGAUUGCUUAUUUUUCUUACAAGAAAGUUCUCAUAAGUAUAACUUCUUCACGCCAGAUAAUAAGGCUGGGGUUGUGUCUUUACAAAAGUUAUUGGUUAGAGAAAAAGCAGGUCAGGAUACUAGAGGAAUUUAUUUAAUUUCUUCAAACCCUUUGGACCCCGAAAUGUUUGAGUUGAAGGUACAUCAGCCAAAAGAUAAGACUGCCUGGAUACAAGCCAUAAGAAAUGCUGUUCAAGAAUGUCCUCAACCAGAAGAGGAAGGAUUUACUUUGAGUGCUGAAGAGCAACAAAGGUUACUUGAAGCGAAGCAAACACAGCUUCGUAAUAUUGUCUGGGCUCUGAGACAAAAAGAUGUUGAACAUGCCUUAUUGCUUGAAGAGAAGAUGGGAUUGCAAUUAAAACUUCUAGCAGCAGCUGGAUUACAAGGUGUACCCGAUCCACCACAAUACAGACAGCUUGUAACAGAUGCAGCAGAUACUGGUCUCAUCUGGCGAGAAGUACUUGGUGCUGUACAAGAAGUUAGUUUACUUGCCAAUUCAUUGUAUGCUGCUGGCAGCAGCUUGUCCAGGUCAGUGUCUUCGGCUGGUGAAAGGCAAAGUAAUGCUUAUGAGUCGCCGACACUUCCGAAGCGUGCAGAAACAUUUGGUGGAUUUGACAAUCCAAAUCUCAGAGGAUUGAUUAAAAAAUUUCCACAAAAAGAAAAUAGCUCUGAGAACGUUGAUGGGCGCAUAUCUCACAAGCUACCUUUAGAUCGUCUUCCGUGGAAAAGCGCCGUUUUGUCAACUGUUCCUAUUGGAGUUCUUGAAAAUCAUGACAAUAUUGUGAAUAAUUCUCAAGAAACAUCAGAUCAAAAUUCUACUUUUUCUGUGAAAGAUAUUAAUCCAAAUGAUUCUCCUGCUUUAUUAUCAUUAGGAAGGGAACAACAGAAAGCUGCAGUUCAGCUAUCUCACUAUGUUUAUAUGUUGCUAUGUAUAAUAUCACAACAAAUGACAAGCAUUAAUAGUUUGCAAGCCCAAAUUUCCGCAUAUCAGGGCACUGGUGCCCAACCGGGCAACGCUAAAUAUAAGCAUAAUGACCAAUUAGAGGAACUCAGAAAUUUACAGGAUAAGUUGACAGUAGAAAAAGAGGCGUGGAAUAGAGAGCGAAUAAUGCAGGAAGCUGAACUCAAACAAACGAAACAGGAAAUAUUAGCAUUGCAGGAACAUGUCAAAGCUGAACAAGAAGAUGUGCGACAGCAACGUGAACAACUAUACCGCAAAAUGGAAGUAUUGUCUAAUCAGGGUCUUUUAAUAAGCAUCAGUGGCAAUUCCAGCCAAUCACCAGAAAGUGGUCAAAGUGGAAAAAUAAAAGUGGACAAAGUGGAAGUGGAAAAGCCCCAUGAAGCCAGUUUACCUUUGCAAUUAAUCAGCGCAACAAAUCAACCUAAAGUACAACAGCAGUCCAUCAAACAGCAAAUACCGCUUAAGUUAUCACAUCUUUCCAAUAGUAAGUCCAGCGCAUCAUCAACAUCAUCUCAUGCGAUUCCCACGGGUGUUCAUACCAGAACCGGAAGCAGCCCGGCUAUGAUGCAGGCCACACCUUCAUCUGAAAAUAAUUCUGGUGCCAAUUCACCAAUUAGCACUCAAAAUGCAGGAAGUAAACCUGGAAGAACAAACACUUAUCCAAAGAUACCAGAAAAAUUCAGAACGCGCGGUCGCAAUCAUCUGGAGCUCCUGAAGAAGAAGUUAUGUUUUUCUGAGGGUCUCUGA
Ctenocephalides felis (cat flea) is the source of this 3927-nucleotide messenger RNA. RefSeq names its product rho guanine nucleotide exchange factor 18-like. The record is from RefSeq and is a predicted model, not a curated record. Gene Ontology annotation, biological process: regulation of Rho protein signal transduction. Lineage: Eukaryota; Metazoa; Arthropoda; Insecta; Siphonaptera; Pulicidae. Gene Ontology annotation, molecular function: guanyl-nucleotide exchange factor activity.